Molecule: messenger RNA, 9111 nt
Organism: Nerophis lumbriciformis (worm pipefish)
Lineage: Eukaryota; Metazoa; Chordata; Actinopteri; Syngnathiformes; Syngnathidae
Product: protocadherin gamma-C5-like
Biological process (GO): homophilic cell-cell adhesion
Cellular component (GO): plasma membrane
Molecular function (GO): calcium ion binding
Source: RefSeq, a predicted model, not a curated record
GCUGCACAGAGUGCCUCUGAUUGGCUGAGGGUGAAAGCUGCUGAGCACCAAUAGCAGUCAGAGCCGUACAAAGAGAUCUUCUCCCUCCCCCCAUACUUAGCAACACAACCACAAUGCUCAGUGUAGAGAGGAGAGAAGGUACAUCAGUCAUGUACUGCCAGGAUUUCAUUUAUUUGGAGUCGUAUUUUUGACUAUGGACGGAUAUUGUUUUCCCUCACCAUGUCACAUGUUGGGAAUAUGGAUUUUGUCUUCAUGGUCUGUCUUCUUUUGGAUUGGAAUUGAUGCAUUUUAGACGAUCGAGGAUGACAAAGACAAUAGGAUACAGAGAUUGGAGAUGGCAGGCUCUUUUGUGGCAUCACGUCUUUCUCUUGUGGACUACAGUGGAUGCACAGACUCGUUACAGCAUCCCAGAGGAGCUCAAACGAGGUUCUGUGGUGGGAAAUCUGGCCAAAGAUCUGUCUUUGGGACUGUCUGAGAUAUUUGAGCGCAAGUUGCGCGUCGCCUCUGAGGCUGGUAAGCAGUAUUUCAGCGUGGAUGCGGGGAAGGGCGAGCUGCUGGUCAAUGACAGAAUAGACAGAGAGGCUUUAUGCGGACAAAGCGCCAGCUGUGUGCUCCCUCUGCAGGUCGUCAUCGAGGACCCCUUGCAGUUGCAUCGAAUUGAAGUUGAAAUACGAGACAUUAAUGAUAACUCUCCGAAUUUUAUUUCCAAUGAGUUAUUUUUGAAAUUAGCGGAAUCUGCAGCUGUAGGCACACAUUUUCCUUUAAAGAGUGCAGCUGACCCUGACGUUGGGAGUAAUUCUAUCAAAUCUUAUACUCUCAGUAAAAAUGACUGCUGUUCACUUCGAAUAAAAGAAAUAGAGGGCGGCAAAACCAUCCCUGAGCUUGUUUUAGACAAGCCUCUUGACAGAGAGAAGAAGGCAGUUCACAAAAUAUUAUUAACAGCGUUAGACGGGGGCAGUCCAGCUAGAACUGGGACGUCACAAAUUACCAUAAAUGUUCUUGACAUUAAUGAUAAUUUCCCUGUGUUUGAGAAAAACCUUUACAAAGUAACAGUGGGUGAAAAAGCCCCGAAAGGGACUGUUAUUAUGAGACCUAAAGCAACAGAUGCAGAUGAAGGUUUGAAUGGUGAAAUAGAAUAUUCAUUUGGCUCCACGACACCAGACUCUGUUUUGUCAGUAUUUAAUAUGGAUGCCAUUAGUGGUGAGAUCAGUUUAAAGGGCGAGUUGGACUAUGAGACAGUCAAGUCCUACGACAUUGAUAUCACUGCUAAAGAUAAAGGCAGCCCUGAGAUGGAGGGACACUGUCGUGUCCAAGUUGACGUGAUGGACUUUAACGAUAAUCCUCCUGAAAUCGUCCUCACUUCUCAGCCUAAACCUGUACGUGAGGACGCCCCGAGUGGGACCGUCGUGGCCCUGAUUAGUGCUCGUGAUCUUGACUCUGGUAAUAACGGUAAUGUGACGUUACACCUGAAAAAAGGGUUUCCGUUUAACCUGAAAAGCUCUUUUUCUAACAAUUAUGCGCUGGUCACCAGUGGUGCUUUAGACAGAGAGAGAGUGUCUGAGUACAAGAUUGAGAUAACAGCCACUGAUUCAGGAUCUCCUCCUCUCUCCAGUAAGAAAAUGAUAUCUGUCAUCAUCACUGAUGUCAAUGACAACCCUCCUGUAUUCUCUCAGAGCUCUUAUAAUGUUUAUCUAAAAGAGAACGGAGUAGCAGGUUCUAUACUGUACUCGGUGUCUGCAUGUGACCUGGAUGCUGGCGAAAACGCCAAAGUGUCUUACUCUAUCGUGGACUCUAAAGUGCACGACGUGUCCGUGUCGUCUUACGUUUACAUGAACUCAGAGAACGGCAGCAUCUACAGCAUGCACUCCUUUGACUACGAGAAAGUCAAAGUGUUCCACAUUCAGGUUCAGGCAAAGGACCAGGGCUCUCCGUCUCUCAGCACCAACGCCACCGUCCAUGUUUUCAUCCUGGACCAGAACGACAACGCCCCCGCUGUUAUUUACCCUUCCCCCCACGCUGCCUCCCACCUGCGGGUGCCCCGCACGGCCAAGGCGGGCCACCUGGUCACCAAGGUGACGGCCGUGGACGCGGACUCGGGCCACAACGCCUGGAUCUCGUACAAAGUGUCUGAGGCCACAGACGCCUCUUUGUUCACGGUCAGUGUGUACACAGGGGAGGUGAGGACUAAACGCGCUGUGUCCGAGCACGACGACUCCUCUCAGAGGCUGCUUGUAGAGGUCCAGGACGACGGGGAACCGGUCCAGUCGGACACCGUCACGCUGUCCAUCCUGCUGGAGGACGCUGUGAGCGAGCCCAUGUUGGAGCUGAGACACAAGGUGUCCGAGCCCAGUAAGACAAGCGGCACAAUCACGCUUUAUUUGAUUGUGUCUCUGGCCUCGGUGUCCGUGCUGUCUCUGGUGACUUUGCUGGUCUUAGCGGUGAAAUGCUUGAGGAGCAGCGGAAGCGACGCUAGUUGCUGCAUGAGACGGACACACUGUGAUGAGGACAAGAAGCCCAACAGAAACCUGCACAUUCAGCUCAACAGUGAUGGACCUAUCAAGUACGUGGAGGUUCUGGGAGGAGACGUCAUGUCUCAGAGUCACUCCUUCAGGUCGUGCAUGUCUCCAAUGUCAGAGUACAGCGAUUUCACUUUGGUGAAGCCCAGCAGCACCACUGACUUUAAGGAGGUCAUCAGCGUCCUGGACGCCUCUUUACCUGACAGCACCUGGACCUUUGAGAGCCAGCAGGUGAGCAAAAAAUUCAACAAGAAUUGGCUAAAAUUUGACUCCAGAACGGAUAUUUUUUUCACUCACCAUGUCGCAUGUUGGAAAUAUGGAUUUUGUCUUCAUGGUCUGUCUUCUUUUGGAUUGGAAUUGAUGCAUUUUAGAGGAUCAAGGAUGACAAAGACAAUAGGAUACAGAGACUGGAGAUGGCAGGCUCUUUUGUGGCAUCACGUCUUUCUCUUGUGGACUACAGUGGAUGCACAGACUCGUUACAGCAUCCCAGAGGAGCUCAAACAAGGUUCUGUGGUGGGAAAUCUGGCCAAAGAUCUGUCUUUGGGACUGUCUGAGAUAUUUGAGCGCAAGCUGCGUGUCGCCUCUGAGGUUGGUAAGCAGUAUUUCAGCGUGGAUGCGGGGAAGGGCGAGCUGCUGGUCAAUGACAGAAUAGACAGAGAGGCUUUAUGCGGACAAAGCGCCAGCUGUGUGCUCCCUCUGCAGGUCGUCAUCGAGGACCCCUUGCAGUUGCAUCGAAUUGAAGUUGAAAUACGAGACAUUAAUGAUAACUCUCCAAAUUUUAUUUCUAAUGACUUAUCUUUAAAAUUAGCAGAAUCAGCAGCCGUGGGAACACGUUUUCCUUUAGAGAGUGCAGCUGACCCUGACGUUGGGACUAAUUCUAUCAAAUCUUAUACUCUCAGUAAAAACGACUGCUGUUCACUUCGAAUAAAAGAAAUAGAGGGCGGCAAAUCUGUCCCUGAGCUUGUUUUAGACAAGCCUCUUGACAGAGAGAAGAAGGCAGUCCACAAAAUAUUAUUAACUGCGUUAGACGGGGGCAGUCCAGCUAGAACUGGGACAUCACAAAUUACCAUAAAUGUUCUUGACAAUAAUGAUAAUUUCCCUGUGUUUGAGAAAAACCUUUACAAAGUAACUGUGGGUGAAAAAAGCCCAAAAGGAACUGUUAUUAUGAGACCUAAAGCAACAGAUGCAGAUGAAGGUUUGAAUGGUGAAAUAGAAUAUUCAUUCGGCUCCAGGACCUCAGACUCUGUUUUGUCAGUAUUUAAUAUGGAUGCCAUUAGUGGUGAGAUCAGUUUAAAGGGCGAGUUGGACUAUGAGACAGUCAAGUCCUACGACAUUGAUAUCACUGCUAAAGAUAAAGGCAGCCCUGAGAUGGAGGGACACUGUCGUGUCCAAGUUGACGUGAUGGACUUUAACGAUAAUCCUCCUGAAAUUGUCCUCACUUCUCAGCCUAAACCUGUACGUGAGGACGCCCCGAGUGGGACCGUCGUGGCCCUGAUUAGUGCUCGUGAUCUUGACUCUGGUAAUAACGGUAAUGUGACGUUACGCCUGAAAAAAGGGUUUCCGUUUGACCUGAAAAGCUCUUUUUCUAACAAUUAUGCACUGGUCACCAAUGGUGCUUUAGACAGAGAGAGAGUGUCUGAGUACAAGAUUGAGAUAACAGCCACAGAUUCAGGAUCUCCUCCUCUCUCCAGUAAGAAAAUGAUAUCUGUCAGCAUCACUGAUGUCAAUGACAACCCUCCUGUAUUCUCUCAGAGCUCUUAUAAUGUUUAUCUAAAAGAGAACGGAGUAGCAGGUUCUAUACUGUACUCGGUGUCUGCAUGUGACCUGGAUGCUGGCGAAAACGCCAAAGUGUCUUACUCUAUCGUGGACUCUAAAGUGCACGACGUGUCCGUGUCGUCUUACGUUUACAUGAACUCAGAGAACGGCAGCAUCUACAGCAUGCACUCCUUUGACUACGAGAAAGUCAAAGUGUUCCACAUUCAGGUUCAGGCAAAGGACCAGGGCUCUCCGUCUCUCAGCACCAACGCCACCGUCCAUGUUUUCAUCCUGGACCAGAACGACAACGCCCCCGCUGUUAUUUACCCUUCCCCCCACGCUGCCUCCCACCUGCGGGUGCCCCGCACGGCCAAGGCGGGCCACCUGGUCACCAAGGUGACGGCCGUGGACGCGGACUCGGGCCACAACGCCUGGAUCUCGUACAAAGUGUCUGAGGCCACAGACGCCUCUUUGUUCACGGUCAGUGUGUACACAGGGGAGGUGAGGACUAAACGCGCUGUGUCCGAGCACGACGACUCCUCUCAGAGGCUGCUUGUAGAGGUCCAGGACGACGGGGAACCGGUCCAGUCGGCCACCGUCACGCUGUCCAUCCUGCUGGAGGACGGUGUGAGCGAGCCCAUGUUGGAGCUGAGACACAAGGUGUCCGAGCCCAGUAAGACAAGUGGCACAAUCACGCUUUAUUUGAUCGUGUCUCUGGCCUCGGUGUCCGUGCUGUCUCUGGUGACUUUGCUGGUCUUAGCGGUGAAAUGCUUGAGGAGCAGCGGAAGCGACGCUAGUUGCUGCAUGAGACGGACACACUGUGAUGAGGACAAGAAGCCCAACAGAAACCUGCACAUUCAGCUCAACAGUGAUGGACCUAUCAAGUACGUGGAGGUUCUGGGAGGAGACGUCAUGUCUCAGAGUCACUCCUUCAGGUCGUGCAUGUCUCCAAUGUCAGAGUACAGCGAUUUCACUUUGGUGAAGCCCAGCAGCACCACUGACUUUAAGGAGGUCAUCAGCGUCCUGGACGCCUCUUUACCUGACAGCACCUGGACCUUUGAGAGCCAGCAGGUGAGCAGAGAACCAUCACCUCAUGUGACAUACAGCUACACGGUGAGGGAGGAGGGGGAACAAGUUGCCAAAAGUUUUUUUUCCCGGACAAUGGAGUCCAGACAGAGAAGGAGCCAUCUGUCGCGGCUGUGCGUCUUCGCGGCCUGCCUCUCCUGCGCCUGCGCCCAGCUCAGCUACUCCGUGUCGGAGGAGCUCAGUCCGGGGUCCAUCGUGGGGAACAUCGCUGCGGACCUGGGCCUGAGCGCGCAGGGGAUCGUCCGAAGGGGUCUACGGGUGGUCUCCGACUCCGGCACGGAGUACUUCGAGGUGAGGCAGUCUAGCGGGGAUUUGGUGAUCAAGCGGCAGAUUGACAGAGAGCAGAUGUGCGAGUUGAGCUCGUCCUGCUCGCUCCACCUCCAGAUCCUCCUCUCGGAUCCUUUGGAGAUCAAACGCGUGGCGGUGGACAUCGUGGACGUGAACGACAACGCGCCGCGUUUUUCCACCAGCAGCGUGUCUUUGGAGGUGUCCGAGGCCGCCGCGCAGGGCACCAGGUUCCGCUUGGAGAGCGCGCACGACCCGGACGUGGGGACCAACUCUUUACGCACGUACCACCUCGCCGCGAACGACUUUUUUAUACUGAAUGUCGAGACGAAAAGUGACGGCAGCAAGUUUCCAGAGCUUGUGGUGGACAAACCUCUAGACCGGGAGGCGCAGGCCUCCUUUGAGCUGCUCCUCACGGCUGUGGAUGGAGGACAGCCGGAGAAAUCCGGCUCCACCCUCCUGCUUAUUAAAGUCUUGGAUGUAAACGACAACGCGCCCAUCUUUGACGAGCCUGUCAAGAAGGUCAGCCUGUUCGAGAACGUGGCACUUGGCACUUUAGUGACGAAACUCAACGCCACCGACACGGACUCCGGCCGCAACGGGGAAAUAUCAUUCAUGUUUAGUAAAUACACGCCCGAGCGCGUGCUGAAACUUUUCACGGUGGAUGCUAAGAGCGGGGAGAUUCGCGUCAACGGCGAGGUGGACUAUGAGAAAGCCGCGGCGUAUCACAUCACCGUGCAGGCCAGAGACGGGGGCGCCCCGGCCAUGGAGGGCUCCUGCAACGUCGUCAUCGACGUCACGGACGUCAACGACAACGUGCCGGAGGUCACGCUGACGUCCGUGACGAGCCCCAUCAGGGAGGACUCCGUCCCGGAGACGGUGAUAGCGCUCAUCAGCGCCCGGGACCUGGACUCUGGCAAGAACGGGGAGGUUAGUCUGACCAUCCCGCCUGGCCUGCCCUUCAAACUCAACUCAGCCUUCGCCAUGCACUACAGCCUCACCACGGCAGCCGCCCUGGACCGUGAGACGGCGUCUGAGUACACCGUGGUCAUCAAGGCCACCGACGGCGGCUCUCCCCCCUUGGCGUCACAAAGCACCUUCGUGGUGAAGCUCUCAGACGUCAACGACAACGCCCCCACCUUCUCCCAAUCCUCCUACUCUGUGGACAUCCCCGAGAACAACGCCCCGAGUUCCCCCUUCACCUCCGUCUCAGCCACCGACCCAGACCUGGGGGACAACGCCCGUAUCACCUACUCCAUCCUGCCCGGCAUGGUGCAGGGCUCCCCUAUUUCCUCUUACGUCUACAUCAACGCGGAGAGCGGCCACAUCUACAGCAUGCGCUCCCUGGACCAUGAGCAGCUGAAGGCUUUCCGCAUAGAAGUCCAAGCCCGGGACGCGGGGGCGCCCCCGAGGACUGCCAACGUGACCGUGCACGUGUUCGUGGUGGACGUGAACGACAACGCGCCCUGGAUUGUACACCCCGCCUUUGCCAAGGAGAAAGGGCUGCAGCUAACGGUUCCCCCCUCUGCCGGGCCGGGGUACCUCAUAAAUAAACUUGUGGGGGUGGACGCGGACAGCGGGCACAAUGCCUGGUUGUCGUACUCCAUCACCCCCGGCCCGCAUGCUGGCAUGUUCCGAAUCGGGGCGCACACCGGGGACCUCCGCACAGCCCGGAAGUGGGCCGAGGAGGACGAGGGCUCCACCUACGACAUCGUGGUCAUCAUCCAGGACAGUGGCCAGCCCCCUCAAUCCAGCUGGGUGAACAUCACAGUGACGGUGGAUGAGAGCGGCGCCGCCAAUGACGCUCCGGCAAGACCCCACCACACCCCCUUCUCCCCCCACACUGGGAUGUCCGACAUCACCUUGUACCUCAUCGUCUCCCUCGCCUGCGUGUCGGGCGUGGCUUUUAUCACCUUUGCCGUCCUCAUGGUGCGCUGCUUGAGGCACCGCGACCCGUUGGCGGGCGACUCAGACUGCUGCUACUGUUGCUACGGCAACCAGCGCUCCGGCCGCUACCACCAGAGGCCCGGCAAGGACCUGCACCUGCAGCUCAACACGGACGGGCCCAUACGUUACAUGGAGGUGGUGGGGGGACCCCAGGACGCGCACACGCGCACUUAUAGACCCUGCUACUCCACCAUAUCCAGCAGGAGUGACUUUGUGUUCAUGAAGACGCCCAUGCUGAGUCACAGCAACACGCUCAACACCACGCUCAGCCGGAAGCACCUUAUGACCGAGCAAAAGCCGCCCAACAACGACUGGCGCUUUAACCAGGGACAGAGACCCGGACCCAGUGGUCCCCACAUGCCAUACGGUACACACAUACGAUGGACGCCGAAGAGUGGGACCAGGGCUGCCGGAGGACCUGAGGUUGCCAUGGGAACCGGCCCCUGGCCCCAACCCCCAACUGAAGCGGAGCAGCUCCAAGCCCUGAUGGCCGCGGCAAACGUGGGCGAGGCGACCGGCACCCUGGGACCGGGCACCAUGGGCCUGACCACCCGCUACAGCCCCCAGUUCACCCUGCAGCACGUGCCCGACUACCGGCAGAACGUCUACAUCCCGGGCAGCACGGCCACCCUCACCUCCAACCCCCAGCAGCAGCAGCAGCAGCAGCAGCAGCAGCAGGCCAUGGCCCAGCAGGCCGGCCAGCAGGCGCUGCCCCCGCCCCAGUCCGGCCAGCCCGAGCCCCCCAAGGCCGCCCAGACCCCGGCCUCCAAGAAGAAGUCCACCAAGAAGGAGAAGAAGUAGGCGGAGGAAUGCUUAAGGCGACCCCCCCACACCCCGCCAUGAAGUAUCUUAUCUCGCUGAGGUCCGGGUGGACCACAUGGACGGUUCUGAGGGUUCUUUUGGAAGUGUCUGGAGGGUCUUUGAGGAGUGGCAACACACUUGUAAUCAAUAGAUCUAGUUUGGCUGGGUAUGGGGGGUUAUUGUGAUUAUUUGUCGCUUUGGCUCGGACAAGAAACCUUGCAAGUGAUGUAUCCUGAGAAAUGUUAGUCCGAUUUAUUGUGCUCUUUCCCCCUGCCCCAAACUGGGAAGUUGUAAGUACGCUUCGUCGCCAUCUUAUUUCCACGUAGGCUCCGCACGAGCAGGAUCUCCCACUCCGUGGUGAUAAGUUUGUUUUUACCGCUCUUACAAACUCGUCUGCAUGCUCUUUAAAAGGUUCAAACAUACUAGUUUAGAGUUGAACUAUGCAUUGCAAAAGAGGAGGACGUCCCCCCCCGCCCCCAAACCUUCCCCCGGGCGCCCCUUCGACACCCCCCCUGCCAAAUCAACAGAAUGCACAUGGAGCAUUUACCCCAAAAAAUGAAAUUUGUAACCAUGGUUUUGAGUAGGGCUGCAACAACUAUUCGAUUAAAUCGAUUAAAAUCGAUUAUAAAAAUAGUUGGCGAUUAAUUUAGUCAUCGAUUCGUUAGAUCUAUUCGCAGAGGCUAUUUUCUAUUUUUAUUUUUUUUUAAUCUUUUUUUUUUUU